This is a messenger RNA of Nerophis lumbriciformis (worm pipefish), 3357 nucleotides long. It is a transcript of the gene lmbr1, whose product is annotated as limb development membrane protein 1. Gene Ontology annotation, molecular function: transmembrane signaling receptor activity. Gene Ontology annotation, biological process: signal transduction. Gene Ontology annotation, cellular component: plasma membrane. The record is from RefSeq and is a predicted model, not a curated record. Lineage: Eukaryota; Metazoa; Chordata; Actinopteri; Syngnathiformes; Syngnathidae.
GCGGGCUUCUUCAUCCGGCGUGAAGUGUCUUUUUUCUCUUGUCAUCAAGGAAGGAAGGAGGAAGUGCCGAGAGACGGGACAGUUUGAGCUGCCAUGUAGUGGAGUCUGAGUCUGUACCUCCCUGGAAUGUGCAAUAUGAAGAAUGGAAGCAGACGACGUGACUAUCAGAGAGCAGAAUUUCCACAGCCAAGUGAGGGAGUAUAUCAUUUGCUUCCUCCUGUUUGCCGUACUCUACAUUGUCUCCUACUUCAUUAUCACCAGAUACAAGAGGAAGACGGAUGACCAAGAGGAUGAAGAUGCUGUUGUCAACAGAAUCUCUUUGUACUUGUGCACCUUCACCCUCGCCGUCUCCGGUGGCGCUGUCUUCCUGCUGCCCUUCUCAAUCAUUAGCAGUGAGAUCCUCCUGUCUUUUCCAAAAAACUACUACAUCCAGUGGCUCAAUGGCUCCCUCAUCCACGGUCUGUGGAAUCUGGUGUCCCUCUUCUCCAACCUUUGCCUCUUUGUCCUGAUGCCCUUUGCCUAUUUCUUCUUGGAGUCGGAGGGAUUUGCAGGAUCUAAAAAGGGCAUUAAGGCGCGCGUUCUAGAGACCUUUGUGAUGCUCUUCUUGCUGGCUCUGCUCAUCCUGGGGAUCGUGUGGGUGGCGUCAGCUCUCAUUGACAAUGAUGCCGCCAGCAUGGAGUCGCUCUACGAUCUCUGGGAGUUCUACUUACCGUACUUGUACUCCUGUAUAUCUCUGAUGGGAGGACUGCUGUUACUCAUGUGCACUCCUGUGGGAUUGUCAAGGAUGUUCACAGUCAUGGGCCAGUUACUUGUCAAACCAACAAUCCUGGAGGACCUGGAUGAGCAGAUUUACUGCAUCCAUUUGCAAGAGGAAGCCCUUCAGAGGAGAUUAAACGGAUCAUCCACAUGCACAUAUGCCAGAGGAGGCUUUGCCCAUCAGCUCAGUAAAGAACUGGAUAGUAUCCGAAAUGUGAGAAAUAAACUUGAAAGGAGAAAGCGAGCUUCAGGUUGGGAGAAGAACUUGUUGUAUCCCAUGGUGAUGCUGAUCCUGCUGGCAGGAACGACAAUCUCAGUUCUUUUGGUGGCUCUCAACAUCCUCUACCUUCUCGUAGAUGAGACUGCCAUGCCCAAAGGAUCCACGGAACACGGCAUCGGGAGCAUGUCCCUGUCCACCUUUGGCGUGACCCAAGCCGUGUUGGAGAUCAUCCUCAUGUUUUAUUUGAUGGCUUCCUCUGUGCUGGGAUUCUACAGCCUUCGCCUUUUUGAGGGGCUCACUCCCAGGAAGGAUGAUACAACCAUGACAACGAUCAUUGGAUGCUGUGUGUCCAUCUUAGUGCUGAGUUCAGCCCUGCCAGUCAUGUCCAGAACUUUAGGCAUUACCAGGUUUGAUCUGUUGGGAGAUUUUGGGAGAUUCAACUGGCUGGGAAACUUUUACAUCGUCGUCUCGUACAACCUUCUCUUUGCCGUCGUGACCACGCUCUGUCUUGUCAGGAAGUUCACCUCGGCCGUACGAGAAGAGCUCCUCAAGGCCCUAGGUCUGGAUAAAUUGCAACUGUCAUACAGCCCUACCGACCCUGAAUCUGGGAAGCUCUCAGCCAACGGGCAUCAGAAAACUUUGUGAAAGUAUGGGGUCAACAUGCACACAGCCAAGGGAAGGAGAGAUUUCACAGUACAGCUGCUGAAAGGUGAAAGGGACUGAAGGGGAACUUAAUAAAGCCGUGCAGUGUCUGGCAGAUGCUGCAAAUAGAGGCUGAGAGCCAUUUUGCUGCGUGACAUUCCAUUCCCUGGGCCUCGGAUGGGAGCUGGGAUGGAGCCAAGAGGAGACGGAGGAGUGUGAUGGCUGCACUUACUCCCUCAGCUGUGCUUCUACCAACCACCUGUGCUACACACUGCUCCUCUUUUCAGUCGCGUUUUCACCAAGCACACUUCAGGUUCAUCAUUUAACCCACAAAGUUGUACUCAAGUGUUUUGGUUCAGAUAAGGGUUGGGUAUUUAGGGAAUGGUUGGGUAUUUAGGGAAUCUUUCAAAUGGAACUAAGCUGAGCAACACCACUUAGUGAAAAGAAGGCAUUUUUGGACCAUUGAGUGCAGUUUUUGGUUUUAUCUGAUUGUUUCAGAACGUGUGUCAACCUUUCCACUGGACCGGCUCAGGUCGACUCCAUUGCCUUGAAGUCCGCUUUUCACUUCAAAAUAGUCUUUGGUAAAAUGUAGAAAACCAAGCAGCAUUGAACAAAGCCAAGCUACAAAAGUUAUUGGACAGUUCAGCACUAAUGCUAACUCUCACUCCUAUUGACUAUGUACUGGAAACAAUACCUUUGUUUUAGGAAGUGUCCUGCAGCAAGUAGGGCGGUGCAGUUGGAAAUGUCAAUGAGGCUGAUGUCAUUAGUUACAACUUUUAGGUGCUCCACAUUUGACCGACUCCAUUAGACAGGAGUUUGUGUGCACAUUUUGCUUCCACCCCUUGUUUAAAAAAGGGUUAGUGUAAAUAUUAUGUACUCAUGUACAUAUGUUUGAUAGCCUCUUUGUAUUCUUUGAAAGCCAAGUUUUCCAUCAGCGCACACAAGCAAUGUGUACAUAUUAGUUGUUGUGAACAACUCAGUCCAAGGCAAACAAUCUCAGAAGGUCUGCUUAAACUGGCAUCAAUUGAUCAUCUUCUCCACUGUGAUGUUGUUGGCGUGCAGAAGUACCUUAAAUGCCUUAAAGGACGCGCUCAAUGUUUAAGUUGUUUCCUUUUGGUGUGGUUUUGGUCCCCAGGUAGUUCCACUGUGAUGCUAGAUGCACACAUGGCUGUUGUCAUAGAAACAUGCAGCAUACACCUGUUCAUGUUGUGUGUUCUCAUAUGGAAAGGUAAAAAGGCAAAAACAAGAAGGCUCAUUGUUUGCUUUGUACGAGUUACUUUUCCUUUCUCGAUUGGGGCAAUGAAUAUGCAGAAUAUGUUUUCUUAAAUCAACCUCAAUAGAUGUCAGUUACCAUUGUGGAAACCAGAACAGGACCAAAGAUCUGAUUUUAUUGAUGGAUAGAUAGUUCGAUAUUAAAAGAGAAGCUUUUUGUUCCACUGUUUUAGAUUUAGUCCAUCUGAUUGUGUCCCAUAACAACAAACUACUAUUAUGUCAUUUCUAGGGAUUCUUCUUACAAAGUGGACUGCGCGGCACCUGUCAGGGAAGUUGGUGUUGGCCGUGUUCUUUCGAUCCGGUCAUUGUACCUCAAAUGUAUUAUCACAGUCAUAAGCUGUGAAGCAGCUCAGUCUCUGCAUGUAAACUAUUUGGGUACAUGUUUUGUGAAUGUAUUUUUUUUAAACAGUUUCUCAGUUUGUGUCUUUUUUAUGUUUGUGUGUUUGCAAAUAAAAGUUACAACAUAA